Molecule: messenger RNA, 2610 nt
Organism: Leptinotarsa decemlineata (Colorado potato beetle)
Lineage: Eukaryota; Metazoa; Arthropoda; Insecta; Coleoptera; Chrysomelidae
Product: homeodomain-interacting protein kinase 2
Biological process (GO): peptidyl-serine phosphorylation; peptidyl-threonine phosphorylation
Cellular component (GO): cytoplasm; nucleus
Molecular function (GO): protein tyrosine kinase activity; ATP binding; protein serine/threonine kinase activity
Source: RefSeq, a predicted model, not a curated record
UGAGCUCGGAUAUAGAAAUAAUUCUUUGCGUAGGCUUUCAACUGUUGGCCUCAUCGUUGAAGCUUUGUAUAUGGGUCCUGCUGAUGGGGACUACCCAAUCGCUAAACACGAAGUCUUGCACAAUGAAUAUCAGGUGCUUGAGUUUCUCGGUAAGGGCUCAUUUGGACAAGUGGUAAGAUGUUGGAAGAAAUACGACAACCAAAUAGUAGCCGUUAAAAUAUUGAAGGACCACCCUUCGUACGUAAGACAGGGUCGAAUCGAAAUCAGCAUCCUGUCCAGACUGAGCCAAGAAAAUGCGGACGAAUUCAAUAUCCUCAAGUUUUACGGCAGUUUUCAACACAAUAACCAUCUUUGCCUCGUGUUUGAGAUGCUGGAACAGAACCUUUACGAAUUUCUCCAAGAGAACAACUUCAGUCCGAUGCCGCUCAAGAACAUCAGGCCAAUAUUACAGCAGGUUCUGACUGCGUUGCUUAAACUCAAAGAAUUAAGGCUUAUCCACGCGGAUUUGAAGCCGGAGAAUUUAAUGCUCGUCAAUCCCGUACGGCAACCGUACCGCGUGAAAGUUAUCGACUUCGGUAGCGCUUGUUAUGUCAACGAAGCGGUAUACAACUCAUAUAUACAGUCUCGGUACUACAGGGCGCCCGAAAUUAUUCUGGGCCUGCCGUUUUGUGAAGCGAUCGACAUGUGGUCGCUGGGUUGUAUUGCUGCAGAACUAUUUUUGGGCUGUCCACUGUAUCCUGGAUCAUCUGAAUACGACCAGAUCCGUUACAUCAGUCACACCCAAGGGUUACCGACGGAGGACAUGCUAAAUCACGGUUAUAAAACAACUGCGUUCUUCUACCGCGACAGGAAUAACAUUCAUCCAUUCUGGAGGUUGAAAACUCCAGAAGAGCAUGAUGCCGAAUCAGAGGUCAAGUCGGAGGAGACCAGAAAGUUCAUUGUCAAUUGUCUGGACGACAUUGAACGGGUGGUCGUUCCUACCGAACUGGAAGGGGGGCAGCUCUUGGCAGAAAAGGCCGACAGGAAAGAGUUUAUAGAUCUGCUGAAGAGGAUGCUGGCGAUGGACCAGGAGAGAAGAAUAACUCCGAGAGAGGCUCUCUGCCAUCAGUUUGUCCGGCUGACACACCUGAUUGGGUAUGGGCACUGCGAUAAUGUCAAAGCCAGCGUCCAAAUGAUGGAGGUGUGCCGCGGAACCCGAUACAACUCCACACAUUCACAUCAUCAACAGACCCAGCAAGCACCAUCUUUGGUGCCCAAUUUGUUACCAACCACCAACAAUCAACUGAACCAGGUACAAUGGAUUGCGAGGGAUAUGCCUCAUUAUGACAACUUGAAUCAAAUCUAUGAUGGUAGAACGGUCGGCAGGCAGUAUGCUACCAGCAGUAGAGCUGAUCCCUUCCAGCACCAGCCAAUGUCUAGCAUACUGCGUCCUGCUGGUUAUCUAGGUAUGCACCCUCCAGUAGUGAGCCAAACUGCUCCAAUCGGUAUUGGAAUUCCUACUGGGCGACAAAUGUUGCCGAUUAACGUCGUGCAAACAUCGUGGCCGACCAGUCAACAGAUACCGGUAGUUCCUCCUCAGCACGCAGUCAUACAACAACCCCUGCUACCCGAAGUUCAAUAUGGCAGGCCAUUGCUUGUCAAUUCCUCUGCUGUCCUGCAAGAGCACCAUCCGGUCUUUCCAGUAGACCACGUCCCCACUUACCAUCAAUUUAUGGUUCCUACUCAUCAUAGAUCUCAGCACCAAAAGACAGAACAAACGCAGCUCAGUCCUGUUAGAAAACGGGUUAAGGACGAGACUCAUUCACCAGAGCGAAUCAACUGCAUGUGCAACAGGAGGAAUCAUAGUCCAAACACGCAGAGGCCGCAUUCAUCACAUCAACCGGUAAUCUCCAAUAAUCAACACACGCAUACUAUCCAUCACCACCAUCAUCACCACCACCACAGCAAGCAGCAUACGAUUACGAUAGUCGACACUCCUUCGCCGGCCGUUUCGGUCAUCACGAUCUCGGACAGUGAGGACGAGGGCGUGCCCGACAAGAAAUCCAUCCACUACAGCACUAACCAGCCCCAACCACAGCAGUCGCCGCUGACUGCCGCCAAAAAUAUGAAAGCCAGCAGCUGCGUGAGCGUGCAAGACUGCGACAAUGAGGAAGAAAGCUCCGACAACUCGACAAAGUUGUCGUCCUCUCCUCCUUCUGAUAUAGACGACAAUGCGGCGACCUGAAAAAAGUUGUUUGUGUUCGCAGUUAACAGCAACAAUUCACCAAGUAUAACAUCACUACUUGUAAGUUUAUGAAACCGCGCGCGUGUUUCACUCUACAGUUGCAUCUUCGGUCGUUACAAUACUCGACGUUUGAAGAUGCUAUUAUCUUAUAGCGAAGUACCGGUCAGUAUAGUAUAGUACUGACAUUGGAUGUUAUUUCAAGUAAUUGAAGUGGUUUGAUUAGUUUAUCGACAAUCCUUCACCCACUCACAACAUCCUAUGAGGAAUAUGUUUCUUCGAUGGCUCAAGAAAAUCAAAAUAUUCCCUCCCUUUCGGCUAAAAGUCAUUUCAUGAAUAUUAUGUGAUUCAUGUUUUUGAGAAGUGUGCAAUAAAUUUUGAGAUACUAA